Messenger RNA from Solanum dulcamara, 1047 nucleotides. RefSeq lists its product as uncharacterized. The transcript has 2 exons. Bases 124 to 756 code for a protein of 210 amino acids. NCBI's taxonomy places the organism in Eukaryota, Viridiplantae, Streptophyta, Magnoliopsida, Solanales, Solanaceae. The record is from RefSeq and is a predicted model, not a curated record. Gene Ontology annotation, biological process: electron transport coupled proton transport; mitochondrial respiratory chain complex I assembly; aerobic respiration. Gene Ontology annotation, molecular function: 4 iron, 4 sulfur cluster binding; NADH dehydrogenase (ubiquinone) activity; quinone binding.
GCUAGCUGAGUGACAUAAUUAGUCCCUUCAUGUUUAAGUCGGUCUCGGAGCUUCUAUUUCUCCCAUUUACUCAGAUAGUAGUAAUUGAAUUUUUCAGUUUCAAAUUUCUAUCUUCUCCCAACGAUGUCUCUUUUACAGAGGGUAUCCACAGCAACUUCUCGUCCUGCUUUAAUCUCUUCCCUGAGAACAGCACCUAUUCACACCGCUGCAUCCUCAACGCCGGCGGAACUCGGAAGUUCACAGCCGCCUCCGGCGACGAGAACGUCGAAGUCGCCGGCGCUGCCUAAAGCGGCGGAAUAUGUGAUUUCUAAGGUAGACGACUUGAUGAAUUGGGCCCGGCGUGGAUCCAUCUGGCCCAUGACUUUCGUCCUGGCCUGUUGUGCUGUUGAGAUGAUGCAUACUGGGGCGGCUAGGUAUGAUUUGGACCGAUUUGGUGUUAUUUUCCGGCCCAGCCCGAGACAGUCUGAUUGCAUGAUUGUUGCGGGUACGCUUACCAAUAAAAUGGCUCCCGCCUUGCGAAGGGUAUACGAUCAGAUGCCUGAACCAAGGUGGGUGAUAUCGAUGGGAAAUUGUGCUAAUGGAGGUGGUUAUUACCACUACUCUUACUCAGUAGUAAGGGGUUGCGAUAGGAUUGUUCCGGUUGAUAUUUAUGUACCUGGUUGUCCUCCCACAGCAGAAGCAUUGCUCUAUGGCAUUUUGCAGCUUCAGAAGAAAAUUCAUCGCAGAAAAGAUUUUCUUCAUUGGUGGACCAACUAAGUACUAAUAUAUAUGAUGAUCCUUCAUAUUAUAGUGUGGUGUUUGUCUUUUCAUAUUUGUGUUUUACGCGUACUGUUGUGUGUACUUGGAAUGCAUGUCACUAAAAAGAAACUUAGCUAGGGUGUGGUCCGUGGAUGAAGUCUACCUUUGUAGUGUCGACCUAAAAAAAAGUGAUAGCAGCAUAUUGUGAUCUCUUAUAUAGUAAUUAAAAUGUUAGAAACUGUAUAAUUUGAUGUACUGAUGAUGUGAGUAUACUAGUUCUUUUCAACUAUUUAUUUCUGCUAUUAGAUA